Polyodon spathula (Mississippi paddlefish) is the source of this 2698-nucleotide messenger RNA. Its product is annotated as tyrosyl-DNA phosphodiesterase 1-like. Gene Ontology annotation, cellular component: nucleus. NCBI's taxonomy places the organism in Eukaryota, Metazoa, Chordata, Actinopteri, Acipenseriformes, Polyodontidae. Gene Ontology annotation, biological process: double-strand break repair; single strand break repair. The record is from RefSeq and is a predicted model, not a curated record. Bases 404 to 2317 code for a protein of 637 amino acids. The transcript has 16 exons. Gene Ontology annotation, molecular function: double-stranded DNA binding; single-stranded DNA binding; 3'-tyrosyl-DNA phosphodiesterase activity.
UAAAUAUCACUAGAAAACGACUUGGUCAAAACAGCCGGUUAACAUAACUAACAUAGAAUUAUAAACAUUAUUUCUUUUAAUUCUCAAGUUUCAUAGAGAACGCCGAACUGUUGUACUCUGACCAUCUCUUCAGUAUUAUAUUAUUCUUGUUAUUUGUUUUCCGGGGGAAGUAAAACGUAGUUGCACCCAAUUCACGCAUGGAUGUCUUGUGAUUCGGAGCUUUUUCUAAAUCUCCAAUGUUUACAAUUCAAAGGAUGUUUGUUUGGUAAACGUUACAAUGUUAGUCAAAUUAAAUAUGAACCAGUAGCCACCAAUUUUAAUAGAACUUUUUUUUUUCGUGAGUUCAUUGUCAUUUAAUUAUAUGAUUCUUUUGUUGUUUUUGCUGUGAACACAGUGAUCAGCUAUGUCUCAAGAGAGUCUGCAUGGGAAAUGGACUGUCUCAAGCAGUGACGAGGAGGACCCUGCUCCUCUGAGUCUACAGCCUUUGAAAAAAGAGGAGCACCCUGACAAAGACAGAGCUACAAGUCAUGGGAAACAGACAACAUUGUUUAAUGAGAAGCAGGUACCUGGACGCUCUCCAAAGACAGAUAAAAACAGGUCUUACAUGGAAAGUGGACAUAAUAAGCCAACGGUUUCUGCAAAGACUUAUACUAACUUUUUAGGUUCCAGAUCUGAGGAAAGAAAGAACGCACCUGCCAGUGAACAAAAACCUCUUUCAUUUAUGACUUCAAGAGAUUCUGGAACGACCACGCCCGUUGUCAAAAGAAAGAAAGAGAGCGAAGACUCUGGCUGGUGUCUCUCCAGCAGUGAUGAGGAGACAGAGUCUGAACAUGCAGGUAAAAGAGCCACUCGGCGGCAGAGUCCAAGUCCCAAGAGAAGGAAAUCCGAAGCAGAGAGGCGUUCCCCAAGCCCAGGGGACUCGCAGCAGCUGGAUGAAUCUUUCAGCUCCUGGGAUUUGCUGGAAGGAGGGGAACCUUUCAGAUUUUAUCUGAAUAAAGUCACUGGCAUAUCAAACAGGUACAAUGCUGGGGCUCUCAAUAUUAAAGACAUUCUGUCGCCUUUCUUUGGGACACUCAAAGCAUCUGUUCAGUUUAAUUACUGCUUUGAUGUGAAAUGGCUGGUAAAACAGUAUCCACCUGAGUUCAGGUCAAAACCUCUGUUGAUUGUCCAUGGGGAGAAACGGGAGUCAAAAGUUCGACUGCAUAAGGAAGCUCAUCCUUAUGAACACGUGCGUCUCUGUCAGGCAAAGUUAGAUAUAGCAUUUGGGACUCAUCAUACGAAGAUGAUGUUGCUAUUAUAUGAGGAAGGUUUUCGAGUUGUAAUUCAUACAUCAAACCUCAUCCACGAUGACUGGUAUCAGAAAACACAAGGGAUAUGGCUGAGUCCACUAUAUCCCAAGUUACCAGAAGGAAGCUCUGACACAGCUGGGGAAUCCUGUACAAACUUCAAACACGACCUGAUUGAGUACCUUGCAUCGUACCGCUCUCCUACCCUGAAUGAGUGGAUAAAUCAUAUUAAGGAGUAUGAUUUAUCUGAAACUAGGGUUUACCUUAUUGGGUCAAGUCCAGGGCGAUACCAAGGCGCUCAGAAAGAGAAGUGGGGACACCUCAAACUCAGGAAGCUGUUAAGCGAACAUGCAUCAUCAGAUUCUGGUGAGGAGACCUGGCCUGUUAUUGGUCAGUAUUCCAGUAUUGGAUCACUGGGGGCAGAUAAAACCAAGUGGUUAACUUCAGAAUUUCAGCAGACUCUCACGACUCUUCAAAAAGGGGUUAAAUUUCCACCCAACCACGAGAUCCCACUUCACUUGAUAUAUCCAACGGUGGAGAAUGUCAGAACAAGUUUGCAAGGUUAUCCAGCUGGUGGCUCGUUACCGUACAGUAUACAGACAGCACAGAAACAACUCUGGCUUCAUUCAUACUUCCAUAAAUGGUCAGCUGAUGUGACAGGAAGAACCCAUGCCAUGCCACAUAUAAAGACCUACACCAGGAUCUCUCCACACUUUAAAGAACUCGCUUGGUUUAUUGUGACUAGUGCAAAUCUGUCGAAGGCUGCCUGGGGUUCUAUGGAGAAAAACAACACCCAGCUAAUGAUUCGUUCAUAUGAACUGGGUGUUCUCUUCCUGCCUUCUGCAUUUAAUAUGAAAACCUUCACAGUUCAGAAAAAUCAAUUUUCAGGCAGCAAGAACUCAGCCAUGUCUUUUCCUGUUCCGUUUGAUGUGCCCCCUGAGCGCUAUAGUGGCAAAGAUAAACCCUGGAUUUGGAACAUCCCAUACACCUACGGUCCAGAUACACAUGGGAACAUCUGGGUUCCUUCAUAAAUCACUUGCUUCACAUGCAACACCACUUGUGCUUUGCAUCCAACGCUCUCUGAACCAACGAGAAAUGGAAGACUGGGUUGAGGAGUACCGAACCGUUCAUUCAAGUGAUUUGCGUUACUGGUGCUGUAAAAAGAAAUAAAUCAAUAAAUACAUUAAUACAAUGAAUGAAUCAUUGUCACAGCGUUGUAUAUUAAGUAUAUAGGUUAUACUGUAAUUAUACAAUUACUAUACAGCACAUCCUAUUUCAGUAUUGGUUGUUGUUUUUUAAUAAUGUGCAAAAAAAAAAAAAAAAAAACAUACGUUGUUAUUUUGUAUAAUUGUCAUUUGGCAUGCCUUUUCUAAUUUUCUUGUGGUUUGUAAAUAAUGUAUUUCAUUGAGAUC